AUGUCGGAGCCUCCGAGCUCCAUGUCCCGCUCGCGCUCGACGACCUCGUUGUAUGAGUCUUCCGGCUACGGCGACGAGUCCGAGGGUUCCAGCUCCGUGGACGAAUCUUUCAGCCUCGAAAACACGUCUUUUGUAGAGCCAUUUGUAGAGAAGGCUCUCAGCAUUUACUCCAAGGGUUCCAGCUCCAUGACCUACACCCGGACCGAAAGACAGUGCAUCCUCCUCCUCGCCCUAGUGGCUCUUCACGUGGUCGGAGGCCGAAACAGAAGGGCACGGAGUGCGAUGGCCACUCCAUCCCGCGUGGCGCCGCGAGGUGCCGUCACAAAGCCGACAACCCGCACGCAGAACAAGCUCUCCAUCUCGAAUCCGGCGGCGGCUGCUCGCUUACUGCAGAAGCAGCAGGAGCAGGAAAAGCAGGAGGAGGAAGAACAGCAGCAGUACGAGGAGGAACGGGCGAGACAACUGCAGGCCCAGUCACGGGAACAGAGUCAGUACGCGCGCGACAGAACAAGGAGAUGGGUCGAAUCACUCGCCCGCCAUGGUCCAGAAUCCCAGGCAACUUUGCACCACUCCAAACCGGACUCUUCUCAACCAGCAGCAGCAGCAGCAGCAGCAGCAGCAGCAACCACUUUACGGAGAAGCCCGAGAGCCAACAAUAGUCGCAAGCAAGAGCAGGAACCACAGCAAGAGACCGGCGUCAAGAGAAUGCAACAAGAGAGCCGUGUCAAAAAACCGCAACAAGAGACCCAUGUCAAACAACCACAAGACACGGAGAAGAGAUUGAAAAGAUUUCGGAGCAAACCUCCCAUGUCAUUCCAAAUCAAGCUUGAACGAGCAAAGUCUCAACGGAUGAUCGUCCUGGGUCGCAAACGCAUCGUCAAGGACGAUGCUCCCUGCGAACUACUGGAAAUUGUCGGAUCAACGGGCAACGUGUAUGAAGUCGUCAUCGGUCGCAUGCCGAGCUGCAACUGCCCCGACGCACUCAAGGGCAACGAAUGCAAGCACAAGGUCUACGCCAUGCACACGGUUCUUAAAGCACCCGAACAUCUUCAGUACCAAAUGGCCCUUCUGAUCAGCGAACUUGAAGAGAUCUUCGCCAGUGCACCCCCGAUCCCAUCAGAGGUCGCGGCGAGUGACCUGGAAAAGGACUCGCAACAGCCUGGUAACAAUCGCAAGUCUACCGACGGCGAAUGUCCAAUCUGCUACAUGGAUCUCGACCCGAAGAACAACAAACUUGUGUGGUGCAAGGCACAGUGUGGCCACAACUUGCACCAGUCCUGUUUCGACCAGUGGGUAGCUAGUAUGGCGGGCAGAGAGGUACGCUGCGUAUACUGCCGCGCGACGUGGGAGGUUGACGUCGGGGACGCCGAAGCCAUCAAGAAAGCUGGACGCCACGGCGAAGAUGGGUACAUCAAUGUUGCAGAGCAGGUUGGCAUGUCGGGCCACAGAGAUUAUUCAAGCUACCACCGCCCAUGGGUACGGAGACAAUUUGGUGGAUGGUGA
Exophiala spinifera is the source of this 1503-nucleotide messenger RNA. RefSeq lists its product as uncharacterized. Gene Ontology annotation, molecular function: zinc ion binding; ubiquitin protein ligase activity. Bases 1 to 1503 code for a protein of 500 amino acids. The record is from RefSeq and is a predicted model, not a curated record. The transcript has a single exon. Lineage: Eukaryota; Fungi; Ascomycota; Eurotiomycetes; Chaetothyriales; Herpotrichiellaceae.